GCAAAAUCGUUUUCCUCGUUCCAGAAAAAGGGGUCCACCUGCAUUUUCCAUUAAAUAUGUGAUCUCCCGGUAGAUUCAUUCGAAAUUUUGGCUGGUAUGGGGUGGUUCGAUUCGUUGUUCGGAGCUGAAGCACGCAAAGUCAUCAAAAGAAAGGAUAGCGAUGCAGGCGAAGCCGGUAGGGCAUUGGAAGAGCUGAGAUCAUCUCUUUACAAUGAGCUUCGAACAUCAGAAGGAGCCAAGCGCCAACAACAACGAUAUUGUGGACCAGCGGUCGCAUUGUCGUUCAACUUCAUGGUUUCUGUCAGCAUCAUAUUGGCCAAUAAAUUGGUGAUGGGGAGAGUAGGAUUCGACUUCCCGAUAUUUCUGACACUUGUUCACUACGUCACUGCAUGGCUUCUACUGGCAUUCUUCAAGGCAAUCUCAGUGCUUCCUGUCUCCCCUCCGUCCAAAACCACUCCUUACUCUUCUAUAUUCACUCUGGGUGCUAUCAUGGCUUUUGCAUCUGGCCUUGCCAACACCAGCCUCAAGUAUAACAGUGUUGGUUUCUACCAAAUGGCUAAGAUUGCAGUCACCCCUACAAUUGUUCUUGCAGAAUUCUUGCUUUUCAGAAAAACUAUUUCCUUGCAGAAGGCUUUGGCUCUGGUUGUGGUGUCAGUAGGUGUAGCAAUUGCAACUGUGUCAGAUUUAGAGUUUAAUUUAUUCGGCGCUCUAAUUGCUAUCGCAUGGAUAAUUCCAAGUGCUAUAAAUAAGAUUCUAUGGUCUGCUUUACAGCAGCAAGGCAACUGGACGGCUCUUGCGUUGAUGUGGAAGACAACCCCCGUCACAGUUUUCUUUCUGGUACCUUUGAUGCCCUGGUUGGAUCCACCAGGAGUGUUAUCCUUCAACUGGGAUGUUCACAACAGCACUGCCAUUAUGAUAUCUGCACUACUUGGGUUUCUCCUACAAUGGUCAGGGGCCUUGGCUCUCGGGGCUACUUCCGCUACUUCGCAUGUUGUUUUAGGACAGUUCAAGACCUGUGUCAUUCUGCUGGGAGGCUAUCUUAUACUGGAUUCAGACCCUGGGAUUGUGAGUCUAGGUGGUGCUGUCAUUGCUCUAUCAGGAAUGUCAGUUUACACAUCAUUGAACUUGAAACAAAAAUCUCAGGAAAAGCAGCUUCCAAAGACCAACUCGAAUCCCUCAAAACCAAAAGAAAGCACUGAUAAUAGCACACAAUUGGAUGUGAAGAUCACCUCCACGGUCGUCUAAGUCUAGUCGCUAGUCAGAGCUAGAAGCACCAAAUGUUUAGACACCUUCCUCACAUAACCCCUAUGCUAGGAAGUUAUUAUACCCAAUUCCGGUUUGCAAGAAGUAUUUUUGUAUGGGCAGACUAAUCACAGUAAUUCAAUCACAUGGGGGGAAAACAUGAUUUAUAGUGGGUUUUGUCUAUAGGCUCAACAUACCCAUGUGACUAUUGAUGAUUGACUGAACAAUUUAACCCACUC
Messenger RNA from Neltuma alba, 1481 nucleotides. RefSeq lists its product as uncharacterized. NCBI's taxonomy places the organism in Eukaryota, Viridiplantae, Streptophyta, Magnoliopsida, Fabales, Fabaceae. The transcript is spliced from 7 exons. The record is from RefSeq and is a predicted model, not a curated record. Bases 97 to 1245 code for a protein of 382 amino acids.